Molecule: messenger RNA, 606 nt
Organism: Rotaria sp. Silwood2
Lineage: Eukaryota; Metazoa; Rotifera; Eurotatoria; Philodinida; Philodinidae
Source: the annotation of a GenBank genome assembly
AUGUCUUCAAUCAUAUGUAAUGUUCCUGUCGAUGUAUCAGUUCCUCCACGAUUUAUCGUUAAUCUUGAUUUACCUCCAAUGUUGAGAUGGCAAUAUAUUCUACGUCUAUAUAUAGAUCAACUUCGUGAAGUUGAAAAAAAGAUUGAAUCAAUGGUGAAUAAAAUUGUUGGUCAAUGGAUAGGUCCUAUGCUUGAAAGUGUUCUAUCAACAAUCAUGGCUGGAAUAACUCAAUUAGGGCUUGUUUAUUAUGGACAAGAAUUGAAAGGUAUCUCACAUACGACUGGAAUACCAUUGGGCAAAUUAGUAAUGAUGCAAUUUGUUUAUGAAUGUGUUUCAUGUUGUACAUCAAUUAUAUGUCAAGAUGAAGAAACUAAUACUCCAAUGCAUAUUAGAAGCAUGGAUUGGGGACUUGAUGUUUUGAAACAAUUGACUAUCGAUGUUGAUUUUCAAAGAAAUGGUCAAACAGUUUUUAAAGCAACAACAUGGAUUGGUUAUGUGGGAAUUUUAACAGGAAUGAGAGUUGAAAACGGCUAUUCUGUAUCGGUUAAUUUUCGACAUACAGGCGGACAACUGACAACGAAUCUCAAAACGGCUUUAGCAAGGUAA